AUGAUAACAACGAAAUUUAUUGCGAUAUAUUUUCUCAGUUUAUCAACAAUUCUGGAACUAAUUAAUUGUGAUAACAAUAGUAACUCUAAUGUGGUCACUUUUUCACCUUAUAAGAACAAGAGUGUUUCCAAUGUGACCACAAUUGGCCUGGAGCCUCGACCGAAAAGACAAUCGACCAACGGGACAUGUUCCUUGACCCCAAUGUCCACUGAGGGUCCAUACUAUUUGAAGGAUGUCUUAGAGCGACGAGAUAUCACCGAUGGUAAACCUGGAAUCCCGUUAAAUUUAACGAUAAACGUAAUGGACUCAGUUAAUUCGUGUAAAGGUUUACCUGGAUUACGAGUUGAUAUCUGGCAUUGUGAUGCUUUGGGUGUUUAUUCAGGAGUUGGAUCGUUAUCAGGUCGUGGUGGACGUCGAAGUGGUUUUCGGUCGACAAUUACAACCUCGAUCAGUCCAGUUGACAGAUUUUUACGAGGUUAUCAAAUUUCCGAUUCAAUUGGUCAAGUUAAUUUUCAAACAAUUGUUCCUGGUUGGUAUCCUGGUCGACCGAUUCAUAUUCAUUUUGAGAUUUACCUGUCCUCAGGUAAAUUACUUCAUGUUGGUCAACUUUAUUUUGAUGAAUUACUUUCAACUUCACUUGAGACAAUUAAACCUUAUUCUGAUAAUCAAUCGAAACGGGUACCAAAUAAUGUGGACAGAAUUUUCUCAACGACCUCUGGUCAUAAAACGAUCAUCACUUUAACGGGAGAAAUGACCAGUGGAAUGAAUUCUCAGUGUGGAAUUGGUUUGGACCUCAGGGCAACAGUUCCCAUUCAACUUGUCGGUGGUUUUAAUGGUGGUGGUGGUGGUCGAGGCUUCGGACGAAGAGGUUAA
Panonychus citri (citrus red mite) is the source of this 873-nucleotide messenger RNA. RefSeq lists its product as uncharacterized. Lineage: Eukaryota; Metazoa; Arthropoda; Arachnida; Trombidiformes; Tetranychidae. The transcript has a single exon. Bases 1 to 873 code for a protein of 290 amino acids. Gene Ontology annotation, molecular function: oxidoreductase activity, acting on single donors with incorporation of molecular oxygen, incorporation of two atoms of oxygen; iron ion binding. The record is from RefSeq and is a predicted model, not a curated record.